UCUACUGACUUCAUAAUGUCUGAAAUCAGAUUCAGCAAUCUCACUUGGGAGCAAGUUAUAACACUGGAUCACGUGUUAGAGGAAGUAAUUCCAAUUCAUGGACGGGGAAAUUUCCCCACACUGGAGGUAAAACCAAAAGAUAUCAUUCAUAUUGUGAAAGAUCAACUCAUAGAGCAAGGAAUUAUUGUUAAAGAUACCAGAUUGAAUGGUUCCACAGCAAGUUACAUACUUGCAAGCCAUAAUGGAAUCAUCUAUAAAGAUCUGGACAUAAUUUUUGGUGUUGAACUUCCAAGUGAUCAGGAAUUUCAGGUAGUUAAGGAUUCAGUUCUAGGUUGUCUACUUGACUUUUUACCAAAAGGUGUAAAAAAGGAAAAGAUUACCCUAAAGACCAUGAAAGAGGCUUAUGUGCAGAAGAUGAUCAAAGUUUGCAAUAAGCAUGAUCAUUGGAGUCUCAUCUCUCUUUCAAAUAACACUGGGAAGAAUGUAGAAUUAAAAUUUGUGAAUUCACUCAGACGACAAUUCGAAUUUAGUGUAGAUUCCUUUCAAAUCCUUUUGGAUCCCAUGCUAGACUUCUACAGCAACAAAAGUGCUAAGCUAGCCAAAGAAUUCUAUCCUGUUGUUGUAGCUGAAAGUAUGUAUGGAGACUUCCAAGAAGCAAUGAUACAUUUGAAAUACAAGCUGAUAUCUACCAGGAAACCUGAAGAGAUUAGAGGUGGUGGCCUUUUGAAAUAUAGUAACUUGCUGGUUCGUGACUUCAAGCCAGCUUGUGAAGCAGAAAUCAAGACCCUGGAACGUUAUAUGUGUUCUAGAUUCUUCAUCGAUUUUCCUGAUGUAGGAGAACAACAAAAGAAAAUUGAAUCAUACCUCCGCAACCAUUUCAUAGGUGAAGGAAAGAGCAAAUAUGACUACCUUAUGACCUUGCAUGGAAUUGUGAACCAAAGCACUGUUUGUCUAAUGGGACAUGAAAGAAGACAGACUCUCAACAUGAUCACCCUUAUGGCUUUAAAAGUACUUGGAGAACAGAAUAUUCUACCCAGUACAGACAAUGUAACUUGCUAUUAUCAACCUGCUCCAUACUUAGUUGCUGAGGGAAGGUAUCCUGUUUAUCAUGUAACAUCUGGGCCACCACCCAUUUUCUUCCAGCCAUAUCAUGCAUUGCACUUUCAUGUGCCAAAUGGUAUGGUUUAAGAAAUGCAGAUACAGUAGAAACUUUGCUUUAACUGAAUACCUCUUAAAAGCAAAUUUUCUGAAGUCUACAAAAUUCACAAGAUCUGGUUUUAUUUUUUGUGCCGUUACCAACAAAUUUCCAUCAAUUACU
Messenger RNA from Marmota flaviventris (yellow-bellied marmot), 1318 nucleotides. RefSeq names its product terminal nucleotidyltransferase 5D (gene Tent5d). The record is from RefSeq and is a predicted model, not a curated record. Lineage: Eukaryota; Metazoa; Chordata; Mammalia; Rodentia; Sciuridae. Gene Ontology annotation, biological process: mRNA stabilization. Gene Ontology annotation, molecular function: RNA binding; poly(A) RNA polymerase activity.